AUGGUCCACUUGAGGGCCUCCGAAGUCCGCCAGCUGCUCCACAACAAAUUCGUGGUAGUCCUCGGGGACUCGGUUCAGAGGGCUGUGUACAAAGACCUGGUGCUCUUGCUGCAGAAAGACUGCCUGCUCACCACCAGCCAGCUCAAGGCCAAGGGGGAGGAGAGCUUCGAGCAGGACGAGCUGGUGUUGGGGGGCCAGCAGCUGCCCCUACACAACGGCACCCACUACCGCGAGGUGCGCCAGUUCCGCUCAGCGCACCACCUGGUGCGCUUCUACUUCCUCACGCGUGUCUACUCCGACUACCUCCAGGAGGUCUUGGAGCAGCUGCGCUCGGGCGAGCACGCCCCGGACCUGGUCAUCAUGAACUCCUGCCUCUGGGACCUCUCCCGGUACGGGCCGUCGGCGCUGGACAGCUACCUGCAGAACCUGGAGCGGCUGUUCGAGCACCUGGACCAGGUGCUGCCCGCGUCCUGCCUGGUGGUGUGGAACACGGCCCUGCCCGUGGCCGAGCACAUCACGGCCGGCGUCCUCCCGCCCAAGCACCAGGCCUGGUCCACGUCCCUGCGGACCCGGGUGCUAGAAGCCAACUUCUACAGCUCCUCGGCGGCGGGGAAGCGCCACUUCGACGUGUUGGACCUUCACUUCCACUUCCGCCACGCGCAUCAGUACCGGCAGCUGGACGGUGUCCACUGGAACCAGCGCGCGCACCGGCAGCUCACGCAGCUGCUGCUGGCCCACGUGGCCGACGCCUGGGGCGUGGACCUGCCCCAGCGCGACCCCGUGGGCAAGUGGAUCCACACGGAACCUGCCAGGGAGACAGCUGCCUGGGAAGGUGCCAGGGAGACGCCUGCCUGGGAAGGUGCCAGGGAGACGCCUGCCUGGGAAGGUGCCAGGGGGACGCCUGCCUGGGAAGGUGCCAGGGAGACGCCUGCCUGGGAAGGUGCCAGGGAAACGCCUGCCUGGGAAGGUGCCAGGGAGACACCUGCCUGGGAAGGUGCGAGGCAGCCCCCUGUCAGCCCCUACCCGCCGCCACCAGCGUUCCCCCAGCCCCUGCUCCCCGUACCCCCCUCUCCGCCCCGCCUGCCCUGGCCUCCCCUGGAGCCCUGCCCACCACCCCCCCGCCCCCCCAUGAUGCCCCCGUGGCUGUUUGGCUCCCAAGAGGCCUAUUCCGCUUUGGACUGCCCUUUCCCGCCCACUCCCACUCCGUUCUCGCCUGGUCAUUUCCACUCUGACACUCCCCUACCUGCCCAGCCCGGAUUCCCCUGGGAAAGCGACUUCGUAUUUGACCCCCGGCCUCCCACGGCCCCCUUCCCCCCACCCUGCCACCCUCCACCGCCUGUUCACAGGGGCUACCCCCGCCCCCAGCACCCCCGGGGCCCUUAUGCACAGUGGAGGCAGCGACCCAGGCCUUUCAAGAGAAAGUCCCAAGCUCACCCAGGGCCAAGACCUCAAUAA
Molecule: messenger RNA, 1455 nt
Organism: Sorex fumeus (smoky shrew)
Lineage: Eukaryota; Metazoa; Chordata; Mammalia; Eulipotyphla; Soricidae
Gene: PCED1B
Product: PC-esterase domain containing 1B
Exons: 1
Coding region: 1-1455 (484 amino acids)
Source: RefSeq, a predicted model, not a curated record